AUGAUGGACCCUUGCACUCAUCGCUCUACGACGACAGCCCUGGCACGGCUCAGCCGCUCUCGUUGCUUUUCGAUACGAUACAGACUAUGCCCGCAGCAUCCAUUUCCGGCUGGCCUCCUGGAUGCGCUGGUGGCAUAUCUAUCGCUCCUCUCGCCUGCUGAAGGUGCCCUUUACGAAGCCGUACCGGCUAAGAAGAUAGUAUUCGCCGGAGACUCUGCUGGCGGUGGCCUCUGCCUAGGACUGCUCCAGACCCUCCUGACACUACGAGAGAUUAUCCCGUCCAAGACAAUUCGUUUCCAUGGAAAAGAUGUACCACUGGAUCUUCCCGCUGGCAUUGCUACGACCAGUCCUUGGUGCGAUAUCACCCGCUCCCUGCCAUCUACCUUUGAGAACGCAAAGUAUGACUACGUUCCUCCGCCACCACAAAGGCCAGGCACCAUAUUUACUCCUCUGCCUUUCCCGCCAGACCAUCUGUGGCCUACGGUGCCGCCACGAGUGGACUUGUACGCAAAUGCGAACAUGAUGGCUCAUCCCUUCACCUCACCGGCCGCUAGUCCAAAGGGUAUCUGGAAGGGCGGCCCGCCAAUGUACAUUGCAGUGGGCGAGGAGCUCUUGCAUGAUGAUGGUGUGUAUAUGGCCAGAAAAGCCCAUCGAGACGGUGUUAAUGUUGUGCUCGAGCGGUACGAAGGAAUGCCACAUUGUUUCGCCUUGCUUGCUCCCAACGUCCCUCAAUCUCAGCGCUGUCUCAAGGGCUGGGCCAAGUUCUGCGUCGAUACAGUACAUGACCGUGUGAAAGGUUGCGGAGAAGCCCAAUUCUUUAACCACAGCUUGACAAAGACAGAUAUUCGCAGCCUCGAUGAUAUUGGUACCUUAACGGACGAUGAAGUCGAAAAGCUGAUCAAGGCUGGCAGAGAUUGGCGUAUUGAUGGAGAGCAUUUGCUGCAGAAGGUGUGGAAGGAACAGGAACUGGAUUCCUAA
Molecule: messenger RNA, 978 nt
Organism: Trichophyton rubrum CBS 118892
Lineage: Eukaryota; Fungi; Ascomycota; Eurotiomycetes; Onygenales; Arthrodermataceae
Exons: 1
Coding region: 1-978 (325 amino acids)
Molecular function (GO): hydrolase activity
Source: RefSeq, a predicted model, not a curated record